UUAUCGGUACAUAAUAUACGUAACCUUCACAGUGAGAGCAUAACCGUUGCAGUGAAAGCAUAACCUUAAAAGAAAAUAUGAAUCGGACAAAUUUCCGUGUAAAACUCGAUUUGUGUAAAUACUAUAAUGAUCAGCAUCGUUUUUGUUGGAUUUUUAUUGACUCUACUAAAAUGAUAGAUGUAAACGAUAUAAAAGGACAUAUUAAAACUCUGUUCCGCAUUAAUGAGCCAUUUGAUUUGUUUCUAAAUGAAAUUGAAUAUUUACCACCUAACGAGGACGUACGGAUUUUAAAGGAGAAUGAAACAGUUUUGGUUUUACCUAAGUCUCCACUAAGCUGUACUCAACUGACAAAUCAGCUUAAUGUAUCUGUAAGCAACCCAGUUUCAUCUGUAGACACAAGUAGACAAGAUAGCUCUGCACAUCCAAAACAAGUUGAACCAAUAUCGAUAAAUUCUUCAUCUUCAAAAAAUCCACCUCAACAAGAGCAGUUGCUGAUUAAUUCUCGUGCUAUAGAAUCAAGUUCUAUGCAACAGGAAUGUCCAGCUGCUAUAACAAACAAAUUGCAAAAUGCUAAAGAAAAUACAAAUACAGAAGUUCCUUAUGUAUGUGCAAGGAGAAAACGUGCAAGGAGACGGAGAAGCUCGAAACUUGAGCAGCCACCGUUAGUCGAAGAAGACAAACCUAGUAAAGCCAACGUUAUAAAUUCUGAAGUUGUCCCUCUUGGUAAACAUGUUCGUUUUGAUAACGUAGAUGACAAAAUUUGUCUAGAAAAUCCAGUUACAUGUCCAGAAACGAUAACAGGAGCCCAUACUACUGUAUCACCUGCUAAUGAACUUACAAAUUUAUUAUCAAUGGCUAAUAAUCCUACUCCACCUACCUUUGAGAACAACAGGGCAAAGAACACGGUGAAUGCAAAGGGUCCAAGCAAAGAAGUAAAUGAAGUCAAUGCAUCUCCUGCAAAUUUCAGUGAAAGUAUAGCUUCAAUUAAGGAAUUAAAAGGAUCAAAAGAGUUUGAGGAUAUAGAUUUUGAAACAUAUCCAGUCAUGACAACAAAACCAAAAAUUAAUGAUGUUAUAGCGUUUAAGAUGCUCAAAAUUGGCACAGAUUUUACACCGCAAGUAUCAAACUUUAUUGUUGGAGAAGUUGUAUCUUAUAAUCCAGAAAAAUCACUAUACACCUAUAAAGUAUUAAAAGGCUUGUCAGAACUGCAAGUGCCAGUUGGAAAAUUUAACUUUGUGGAAGAGUCAGGGGAACAAGUGAUAAAUGAUACAAUUAAAUUAAAUUAUGCACAAAUAAUGAAACCUAGACUAGUGUCUGUAUCAAGCACUAAAUAUUUGUAAUUGUCGACUUCCUGAUUAUUUAGAUAAUAAUUUCAUACACUUCUUUAAAAUAUUUUUAAUUAAAUAUUCUUGUGAAUUA
Molecule: messenger RNA, 1419 nt
Organism: Bombus pascuorum
Lineage: Eukaryota; Metazoa; Arthropoda; Insecta; Hymenoptera; Apidae
Exons: 5
Coding region: 78-1340 (420 amino acids)
Biological process (GO): spliceosomal snRNP assembly
Cellular component (GO): Cajal body
Molecular function (GO): U2 snRNA binding; U1 snRNA binding
Source: RefSeq, a predicted model, not a curated record